CUUACCGCACCAAACCAUGAGGAUCGUCUCGGUGUUGUUAGUGGCGUUUGGGCUCGUGAGCUGUGGCUACGGUGCUACACUACGUGGUUCCUCAGACGACGAGCAAGAAGCUUUGCACUACGUGGAACAGUUGGAGUUGGAAAUUCUGAGUCGCCGCAAUGUUGGCACUGAAGCGGAGUGGGCUUACGAGUCGGACAUCAACGAUGCUAACUUGCUGGUGAAAAACGAGGUGGCGGCCACUAAUGCUGCGUUCUUUAAAGAUGUGGCUGAAACGUUGGCCAAAUACGAUUAUGAGAGCUUUCAGGAUGAGGAUCUGAAGCGACGCGUGAAAAAGCUAACCAGCUUAGGAUAUGCCGCACUACCAGAGGAUAAGUUCAGCCGUAUGCUCGAUGCUAUUAACGCGAUGCAAGAUAACUAUGCCAAGGUGAAGGUGUGCGACUACCACGAUCCCACCAAGUGCGAUUUGGCACUGGAACCGGAGCUGACGGAGAUACUGGCCAACAGCCGUGACCCUGAGGAGCUGAAAUACUAUUGGCAGCAGUGGUACGAUGCGGCCGGUGCCCCGACGAGAGACGAUUUCCAAACCUAUGUCGAUCUGAAUGGUGAAGCGGCAAGGUUGAACAAUUACCCGACGGGCGCCGAGUACUGGCUGAAGGCAUACGAAGAUGAAACCUUCGAGGAGCAGGUGAAUGCGGUGAUCGAAGAGCUGCGUCCACUGUACGAGCAGAUUCAUGCCAACGUGCGUUAUCAGCUGCGAAAGUAUUACGGCGAUGAGAUUGUCUCGGAGAAGGGACCCAUUCCGAUGCAUCUGCUAGGUAAUAUGUGGGCCCAGGAUUGGGCGGGGGUGGCUGCCAUCACCAGCCCCUAUCCCGAUCGCCAACAGUUGGAUGUGACGGACGAAAUGGUAAGACAAGGCUACACACCGAUUCAGAUGUUCGAGAUGGGUGAUGAGUUCUUCCAGUCACUCAACAUGACUAAGCUGCCACAGUCAUUCUGGGAGAAGAGCAUUCUUGAGAAACCCGAAGACGGACGGGACCUAGUGUGCCAUGCUAGUGCAUGGGAGUUCUCGAAAACCGAUGACGUGCGCAUCAAGCAGUGUACUCGCGUGACGAUGGAUCAGUUCUUCACGGCUCACCAUGAGCUGGGUCACGUGCAGUAUUUCUUGCAAUAUCAGCAUCUACCUAGCGUUUAUAGGGACGGAGCAAAUCCCGGCUUUCAUGAGGCGGUCGGCGAUGUUCUUUCGCUAUCCGUGUCCACACCAAAGCAUUUGGAGAAGAUUGGUCUCCUGAAGGAUUAUGUGCAGGAUGAGGAAUCGAAGCUCAAUCAGUUCUACACUGCUGCAUUGACCAAGUUGGUGUUUCUUCCGUUUGCGUACACGAUCGAUAAGUAUCGUUGGGGUAUCUUCCGUGGCGACAUCAAGCCGGAAGAGUACAAUUGCAAGUUCUGGGAGAUGCGCUCGAAGUACUCUGGUAUUGAGCCACCGGUGGUUCGUUCCGAGGCAGAUCUAGAUGCGCCAGCCAAGUAUCACGUGUCGGCCGAUGUGGAGUAUCUGCGCUACUUCGUAUCGUUCAUCAUUCAAUUCCAGUUCCAUCGAGCAGCUUGUGAGAAGGCAGGAGAAUACGUGAAGGGCGACCCUUUCAAGACACUGAACGAUUGUGACAUCUAUCAGAGUGUGGAGGCUGGUAAUGCCAUUAAAGCGAUGCUGGAGAUGGGAUCAUCGAAGCCGUGGCCCGAUGCGAUGGAAGUCCUGACCGGAGAGCGUCGCAUGAGUGCUGACGCUUUGAUCGAAUACUUCCAACCGCUGUACGAUUGGCUCGUCGUUGAGAACGAACACCUGGGAGCCCAUGUAGGCUGGGAGGAGACCAAAAAGUGUAUCUAGCUCGCAAAGAGCAACAGUUGAAUGAAUAAAAACGAUCACAAUCCGACGGCAAUUUCUUCUGUUGUUAACAAAUACAAGGUCGAUUGAUAAACGUCC
Messenger RNA from Anopheles darlingi, 1975 nucleotides. RefSeq names its product angiotensin-converting enzyme-like. Gene Ontology annotation, biological process: proteolysis. Bases 17 to 1879 code for a protein of 620 amino acids. Gene Ontology annotation, cellular component: plasma membrane. Gene Ontology annotation, molecular function: metallopeptidase activity; peptidyl-dipeptidase activity. Lineage: Eukaryota; Metazoa; Arthropoda; Insecta; Diptera; Culicidae. The record is from RefSeq and is a predicted model, not a curated record. The transcript is spliced from 5 exons.